Plasmodium reichenowi is the source of this 1467-nucleotide messenger RNA. Its product is annotated as leucine-rich repeat protein. The coding region runs from base 1 to 1467 and encodes 488 amino acids. The record is from RefSeq and is a predicted model, not a curated record. NCBI's taxonomy places the organism in Eukaryota, Apicomplexa, Aconoidasida, Haemosporida, Plasmodiidae. The transcript has a single exon.
AUGAAUGAAGAAAACUACAACGUGAAGGAUAAGGAUAGCACGUCAUUUACAUUUUAUGAAAAAACAUAUGAAGGUGAUGACACGUGCUUUUUUAAUAUAAUUAUAAGUUUUAAAAAACUGAAAAUCUAUAAUGAAAAAGAUUUUGAACAAGUUAUAAAUUUGAAUUCAGAAAAUAUAUUGAACGAUAUUGUAAAGAUAGAGGAGCAUUUACAAAGGAAUAUAUAUAAUAAUACUGAAAUAAUUAAGAAGAGAAAUAACAAAAACAUAAACAAAAAAAAAGAAGAUUUUGAUAUAGAUAUAAAUAAUGAAAUGGAUAAUGAAAAUAUGAAUGACAUUAAUUAUAAUCAUAAUAAAUAUGAUAAUUGUGAUGAUCUUUAUAAAAAUUAUAAAGAGCGGUUUGACAUUCUUAUUAACGGACUUAAUGAUUCUAAUUUAAAAAGUUAUACAGUAAAAGAAAAAUCGGAGAGAGAACAAAAAAAAAAAUUGUGCGUAAUGUGGGAACUUGAUUUAUCAUAUAAUUAUUUUAAAGAAAUUUCUAUUGAUAAUAUAUUAUGCAUUAUGAUAAGCAAAAAUAUUAUCCCUCAUAAGAACAUUUUACAAUUAAAUAAUUUAAGAACAUUAAACUUAAGGAAGAAUAAUUUAAUAUGUUUUCCUUAUAUAUCAAAGUUUGUAUUGGAUGGCUUAGUUAAUAUACACAUAUCACAUAAUUAUAUAACUGGAUGUAAUAAUUAUAUAGAUAAAAUAGAUAAUAUGACAUAUAUAAGUAAAAAUUUAUGUCAAGAGGAUAUAAAAAAUAAAAUAAAUAAUAUCAAUUUUAAUAAUGAAGGUACGUGGAAUAGGGUACUACCUAAUUUAAAAAAUAUUUAUUUACAGAAUAAUUAUUUGCAAUCUUUUUUUUCUUUAAAAUAUUUAAUUAAUAAACAUAAAAACAUAAAAUAUAUAAAUAUUAGUUUUAAUAAAAUUAACUUCUUAACAGAUUUAUUUAUCUUAAAAAAUGUAGAACAUAUAAAUUUGUCUUAUAACACCUUUAUGAAGAUAGAAAGUAAUAUGACAUCACAUGGAAUAACAAAAGAUAUAAACAAUAGCAUGGAUGAAAAGAACGAUAUAUACUAUAAUAAUAUUAAUAAGAAUGAGACAAGUGAACAAGAUGAAGAAAUACCUAUAAAGGUAGAUCACACAAUUGAACAAACGUGUACACAUUUUUGUAUAGAAGGACAAGAAAAUAAAAAUAUGUUAAUUUCGGAUAGCACAUAUAAAAAUCAGCAUGAUAAUGAUAAUAACAAUGUUCAUAAUAAAGACAAUAAUAAUGAAAUUAUAUUUCAUAACCUUUUAUUAAAUUUGAAAUUUUUUUUUCCAUCUUUAAAAAAUCUAAAUAUAAAAUAUACAGAAGUUUACCAAAAAUUUAAGCUCUAUAUAAAGAAGGAACAUUAUAAAUAUGAAAGGAAUUAUUUUAUUGAUUUUAAAUAA